AUGCGCGGGCUCUCCCGCGCCGUCCGACUCAUGGCGGGGACCGGGGUCGGGACCGGAGCCGGGAUCGGGGGCUCCGGAGGCUCCUCCAUGGCCGGAAUCGGGCCCGGGGGCUCCGUCGCCACCGCGGCCGGGCAGAAGCGGCCGCAUCCCGAGCCCGCCCCGCUCAUCGGCACCCACGACGGCACCUUCCACUGCGACGAGGCGCUCGCGUGUUUCCUGCUGCGGCUCCUGCCCCGCUACCGGGACGCGGAGGUGGUGCGGACGCGGGACCCCCAGCGCCUGGCCCAGUGUGACGUGGUGGUGGACGUGGGGGGCGAGUACGACCCCGAGCGGCACCGCUACGACCACCACCAGAGGUCCUUCACAGAGUCCAUGAGGAGCCUCCGGCCCGACAAGCCCUGGAGCACGAAGCUGAGCAGCGCCGGGCUGGUCUAUUGUCACUUCGGCUCCCAGAUCCUGGCGGCGCUCCUGGGGCAGCCGGAGGACGGGCCCGUGGUCACGGCGCUCUACGAUAAGCUCUACGAGAACUUUGUGGAGGAGAUCGACGCCAUCGACAACGGGAUCGCGCAGGCGGAGGGGGAGCCCCGCUACGCCCUCACCACCACCCUGAGCGCCCGCGUGGGGCACCUGAACCCCCGCUGGAACGACCCCGACCAGGACACCGAGGCAGGGUUCAAGCGGGCAAUGGAGCUGGUGGGGAGUGAGUUCCUGGACCGACUCGACUUCUACCACCGGGCCUGGCUGCCGGCACGGGCACUGGUGGAAGAGGCCGUUCGGCGCCGCUUCGAGGUGGACUCGAGUGGGCAGGUGCUGGAGCUGCCCCAGGGGGGCUGCCCCUGGAAGGAGCACCUUUUCCAGCUGGAGAAGGAGCUGGCCCUGCCCAGGCCACUCCAGCUCGUGCUGUUCCCGGACCGGGGCGGGCAGUGGCGGGUUCAGAGCGUCCCCACGGGACCCCACACCUUCCAGAGCCGGCUCCCCCUGCCCGAGGCGUGGCGGGGGCUGCGGGACGAGGCCCUGUCCCAGCUCUGUGGUGUCCCCGGCUGCGUCUUCGUCCACGCCAGCGGCUUCAUCGGUGGCAACCGGAGCCGGGAGGGGGCCCUGGAGAUGGCACGGCGGGCACUGCGGCACGGGGGGGGCACGCAGAGCGGGUGAACCCCCCCUCCCACCGUGGUCACCCCAAAAGGGACCCCCCAGCCCAGUGCGGGGGGUUCCAGGGGCAGCUGGGACUGUUCCUGUAGUGGGAUCACAGCGAGAUGCUCCGAGGGACCUGCCAGGGUGGGGGGCAGCCCCCCCCUCGGGGUGGCAGCGUGCCCACCACCCCUGGUGCUGGAAGGGCACCAGCCCAGUCAGAGACUUGCUGGCUCCGUUUCUCUGGAGUUUGCUCCCGUUCCUGUAUAACCCCCCCCCCCCCCGUUCCGAGGGGUUUCCAACACCAGUAAAGACCAGUGUGUGCCCA
Molecule: messenger RNA, 1456 nt
Organism: Corapipo altera (White-ruffed manakin)
Lineage: Eukaryota; Metazoa; Chordata; Aves; Passeriformes; Pipridae
Gene: MYG1
Product: chromosome unknown C12orf10 homolog
Exons: 7
Coding region: 1-1152 (383 amino acids)
Cellular component (GO): cytoplasm; nucleus
Source: RefSeq, a predicted model, not a curated record